Molecule: messenger RNA, 363 nt
Organism: Cetraspora pellucida
Lineage: Eukaryota; Fungi; Glomeromycota; Glomeromycetes; Diversisporales; Gigasporaceae
Source: the annotation of a GenBank genome assembly
AUGAAAUUUCUUGCCACUGCCUUUGUUCUUUUAGCCGCCGUUGCCAUGCUUGUUCAAGCAUCACCAAUGUUAGGACCACCGGGACGACAUGUUUUUCCUGUUAUACCUCAUGAUCCAGAAGUUUCACCUCCAUUUGAAAAAUUCUUGCAAGAUCACACUACAGCUGUUAAAAAAUUAAAUGGUACAAUAAAGGCAUUGAAAAAAGGACUUGAAAAGCAUGAAAAGAAAAUAUUUGAAACAUCCAUAAACGAUAUUUACGGUGCUGCAUAUAAUGUGGAAAAAGUUGCUAAGGAAUUCGUGGAUAAGGUUAACCGUGAUUAUAAAGUCGAGCCAAUUUAUAGAGUCCAGCCAAUAGAAAAUUAA